GCAAGUUGUGGACUUGAGUUGAAUCGGACUAAGGCGGGCAAGAGUGCGUUCAUAGAACCAAACCACAUCCUUACUUGCCAGCGAGAGUGUGUGUUCGAUGUGGGCUCGUGGCAAAUAAAGUUCUUCCACUCUGACAUCAUUUCUGUCUCUGACCGGACGUUAUUACCAGGGAACAGUACCGAAUCACGUCUCAGAGAUAGUGGUCCAGGGCGUCCGCUAUAAUAAGUGGUCCUUCGAGCCGGAUCUGAUCCCUGUAAUAAAAGCAUGGAAGAACAGCGCGCCAGGAGACAUCAGGCUCGUCCUGCCCAUCUUAGAGAAUAUGACUUAAGUGACUAUCUCCCCCGGAGUAGAUCAUCACUUCCCAGAUCAGCUCACACUCCCCCGCCACGUCUGAGAGACGAGGAGGAGCCCGGCGGGGCUCAUGGAUCUCCUCGAUCUGAAUCUCCUGUCACUCAGGAUAGUUUCCAGUCUGGAUGGGACAUCAGAGAUCGAUGGGAAGAGGACACCGAGAUGUUGCAGCAGGAGAAUAAAAGAUUGAGAAGCGAGCAGGAAGCUUUGCUGGAGGCGUUGGACCAGUUGCGACUGCAGAAUGCAGAGCUGGCUAAAAAAAGUGACCAGAGAAUGGGCCAGCUCCCCCCCCAGGCUACAACUGAGACAGAGCAGUUACGUGAGCAACUCAACCAUCUCAGCAGUGUUAUUACUCAGUUGCAGAGUGCGUAUGACCCACGACCUCCUCAACAGUUAGAGCAGGAGGACCAGUCUGAUAAGCUGGAUCGGCCAGGCAUUCCAGGCCAUCACAGUGGAUCGGAGUCUGAUGGUGGCAAGAAACUGCAUGCAGCUUCAACCCGAGGAGUUAAGGGACACAUCCUCCCAGGACUUAAUAUGACAAUGCCAUACGAGGGGGCUCUGCGGGAACCUGUUAGGCAGCCAGAUUCAGGUUGGCAGCACCCUUUAGAACAUACAGUAACACGCCGGCAUUCUCCUGAAAGGUACGCUGUUCACUCCAGACACCUUACCCGUCCUUCGGAGAGGAUGGCAGCAGCAGUAUCGGACACCCAGCACUCUCGACAAAGAAGUUGUGAUUACUCACCUGAGGGUUUCACCUUGUCAGAGAGAAAACAGCAUGUAGCAUCGUUGGGUCACCCUCGCAGUUUGGACAGGGAUUAUUACCGUUGCCCAGAGCAGCCAGCGGGAGGUGGGGAUGGCCCCCAUCGUGAUUACGGGUCGCAUUACCAGCCCCCUCCAAGACCCGCGCAUUCAGAGUACUAUUCAUACUCUAGAUCCCGGCAGCCGAGCCCGGUGGGGGGUCAGGAGCGCUACUAUAGGGGGCCAGCACCUACAAUCCCAGAUUUCGUACACCCAAACCCACGAGAGUUUGCAAGGCUGAGGAUCGCAUUGGAAAAUAUCCUCCCAGCAGACGCAACAGAACGGUUCAAGUUCCAGAUACUGGUAGAUCAUCUUAAGCUAGAGGAGGCCCUGCUUAUUGCUGACUCCUAUAGCCAUUCCAGGCACCCUUACACCAGCACAAUGGAUGCCCUAAACCAGGAAUAUGGACAGCCGCAUCAACUGGCACUCCAGCGUAUUGCAGAGUUAAUGGACGGGGCACCUGUUAUGUCAGGAGAUACCAAGACCUUCAGGACGUUUGCACUAAAGGCACGCUCCCUGGUCAGCAUGCUUGCACAAUUAGGAAGGAAAGGAAUUGUCGAGCUGGAAUGUGGGUCCCACGUGUCAAGGUUGCUUGAAAAACUGCCGCAUGAUUUGAGGUCCAGCUUCCGUCGAUAUAUUCAUCCUCAAGACAUUCCCAUUCCUACACUGACUGACUUCUCAGAUUGGCUUGAAUAUGAGCUGCAGGUGCAAGUCGACACGGCACGGUUCAGCUCGAAGAGAGCAGCGUUUCCAAGAGGAGAGGAAAGGAGGAAGUUCACCGGUAAGACAACCACCAUACUGUUGAACACGGAGCCCCAAGAAUCUGGUGCCCCUCCAGCAGCAGCAACAGCCAAACAUAAGGGGAAGAAGUAUUGUCCUUAUUGCAACAGUGCUGAUCACUCUUCAAACAACUGCUCCAAUUUCAGACAGCUACACAAAGCACAGAGACAGCACUGGAUCAAGAGUAACAACCGGUGCUGGCGCUGUGGGAGGACCCACCAUGCUGCAGAAUGCGAUCUAAAGAUGCGCUGUAAGACAUGCAACCAACGACAUCUCCUUGUCCUCCACGACCUCAAUGACAGGUCCGCCAACAAUGUGCGAGCCUUACAGGCCUCUUCUGCAACAACAGACUCAGGUGCUGCACGAGUGGGAGAGGAAGUGUUGUACAUUACAUCCUCCUAG
Molecule: messenger RNA, 2328 nt
Organism: Oreochromis niloticus (Nile tilapia)
Lineage: Eukaryota; Metazoa; Chordata; Actinopteri; Cichliformes; Cichlidae
Exons: 2
Coding region: 265-2328 (687 amino acids)
Source: RefSeq, a predicted model, not a curated record